Manihot esculenta (cassava) is the source of this 2224-nucleotide messenger RNA. RefSeq lists its product as uncharacterized. Lineage: Eukaryota; Viridiplantae; Streptophyta; Magnoliopsida; Malpighiales; Euphorbiaceae. The transcript is spliced from 9 exons. The coding region runs from base 583 to 2004 and encodes 473 amino acids. The record is from RefSeq and is a predicted model, not a curated record.
CGUCGAAUGAUAUUCUUCUCAUUUCAUUUACUCUUCAUUAAUAUCAUAGCAUUGCUCAAUCUAAAUGAUCAUCCUCAUGGGUUUAGUAUCUCUCAGAAGCAACUUCUUAAAUAUGCUUUUCAUUUCAAAGUCGUUUCUUUCCACCAUCUUUCAAGUGUGAGAGCUAUUCUCCUUCUAUGGCUCUCUAUAUGGAAUGAUAGAGUUUAUCCAGUAAUUUAGAAUAAUCUAGAUAGGGUAAAUGCUGUAAGGAUCUUACAUAAACUCGUGACCUUUAGAACCUGAUUUCUCACUUAAAGAUGAAAUUUCUUUAACACAAGGAAAACGAUUUUUCUCUUUAUCACGUGCAGUGAAAACACUUUAUUCAUAGAUUUAUUCAGAGAUAUUUUUUCUUAGAAAAGGUCACUCUCUUUCUUCCUCGUCCCAUUUUACGGAGAUCUUGUAUCAUAUCUAGCAUCCAUAUUUCCUUUACUGAGAUUCAUCUAUUGCUGUGGUCUUUUCAUCCUCUGCUAAAUCUGUGCCUCAUUUUUCAUUUUUCUGACCAACCUUAACAUUUGUUAAAUCCAGAUUGUGAAGUCAGAGAACAUGCUUUCAUCCGAGGCUUCCCUUAAAUGGAACUCUGAGAAUACAGUUGGUUGUACCUCCCUCGUGUCUACUUCGAGUAGGGGCAAUCCGACUCUGAAGUCUUCUGAUGCAUUGAGGAGGGAGAUUGCCACACUUGAGGCUGAGAUAUCGCAUUUGGAGCGACAUCUUCUGCAACUUUACCGGACAGCUUUUGAAGAGCGACCAUCUGCCACAUCAAAUGUCCCUAAAAACCAUUUUAAUUUAAGACCACAAAUAGAGAGUAGCAAUUUAGUUUAUCAUGAUCAAACUUCUCCUGCACAUGGCUGGGCUAGUUCAGAUGAUCAGAGUUGCACCGAUAGUGUACACAUGACAUCAACAAGGGACCAGAAGAAUGCUUACUCUGGUCGUCGCAGCCUUGCAGAUCAUCUUGGUGCUUCUUGCUUACUCGACAGCCUUAAUACUCCAGAUAGACUCUCUGAAGAUAUAUUGAAAUGCAUAUCCUCUAUUUACUGCAGACUUGCCAACCCCACUCAUAGUCAUGGGGGUUUGUUAUCUUCUCCUCCUUCAUCUUUAUCAUCCUCAAGUAUAUUCUCUUCCCGCAAUCCCUGUGAUAAUUGGAGUCCACAAUACAGUGAGGACAAUAUAGUGCAUCAUCAAGGGUUGAAGCAAGAUGUUGGACCUUAUGCUGCAAUGAUGGAAGUUUUGAAGAUAUGCUUAGAUGAUGAUAGUUUCAAUUAUGCUGCUGUAAUGCUGAAAAAUUUCAGGUUGUUGGUUCGAAAUCUUGAGAAGGUGGAUCCAAGGAAGAUGAAGCGUGAAGAGAAGCUUGCUUUCUGGAUUAAUAUUCAUAAUGCAUUGGUCAUGCAUGCAUAUUUAGCAUAUGGAAAUCAUAAUCGUGUAAAAAGUGCCUCUAUUUUGAAGGCGGCAUAUAAUAUUGGUGGACACUGUGUAAAUGCCUGUGUAAUACAGAACUCCAUUCUUGGAAUUCGGUCACACUAUUCAGAACGGUGGCUACAAACACUGUUUUCUCCAGGAAGGAAAUCUAAGACAGGAAGCUCUAGUCAUGCCUAUGCUCUAGAAUACCCAGAGCCACUUGUUCAUUUUGCGCUCUGUUCAGGCGCAUAUUCUGACCCUGCAGUUCGAGUUUACACAGCAAAGAAUAUCUUUCAAGAAUUGAAGCUUGCUAAAGCAGAAUUCAUCCAAACUAGUGUCCAUAUUCAUAAGGAGGCAAAGAUCUUCCUGCCAAAAAUACUUUGUUACUUUGCGAAGGACACGUCAAUAGAUAUGUAUGCGCUGUUGAAGUCAAUAAGUGGGUGUCUCACUGAAGCGCAACGGAGAGCUGUGAGUAAAUGCAUGAAGAGAAAGGUGGACAAGCACAUCCAUUGGAUACCACAGAGUUCAACCUUUCGGUAUGUCAUCCGUGGGGAAUUUGCCAAAGGGGGAUAAAUUGUGUGAUCUGCCCCAUCUAUUUAUUCUAAUACAAUCUUUUUCAAGCAUAAUAAGGUUCAAAUGUUAAGCUGUACAAAAGUAAUGGAGUGAUUUUGAGUAUCUUAAAGGAAAUGUGAAAUUAAGAACAAUUUGUUUGCGGAUGUAUAUGUUGUAAUGUAAUGUAAUGUACGAAUUGUCUGAAAGGAUAAUGCAUAAAAGAUUACAUGUGUUGAGUAGA